Molecule: messenger RNA, 855 nt
Organism: Perognathus longimembris pacificus (Pacific pocket mouse)
Lineage: Eukaryota; Metazoa; Chordata; Mammalia; Rodentia; Heteromyidae
Gene: Birc7
Product: baculoviral IAP repeat containing 7
Exons: 6
Coding region: 1-855 (284 amino acids)
Biological process (GO): positive regulation of protein ubiquitination; regulation of cell cycle; negative regulation of apoptotic process
Cellular component (GO): cytoplasm; nucleus
Molecular function (GO): ubiquitin protein ligase activity; cysteine-type endopeptidase inhibitor activity involved in apoptotic process
Source: RefSeq, a predicted model, not a curated record
AUGGGGCCCAAGGGCAGGGCUGAGUGCCAGUGCUGUGGGCCAGUGCGGAGCCCCGGGGCAGCCAGUCCCAGGCAGGAGAGCCAGGGCCCCCACCAUCUGUGCAGUCAGCACUGCACAGGACCACGGAGCCAGGACUGUGUGGAUGGGCAGAUCCUGGGCCAGCUGCGCCCUGUGACAGAGGAGGAAGAGGAGGAGGAGGAGAGGACCAGGGCUGCCUCACCCAGAGAGCCUGCCUUCCCGGAGAUGAGCUCCGAGGAGCUGCGCCUGGCCUCCUUCUGUGACUGGCCACCAACCGCUGGGGUUCAGCCUGAGCUGCUGGCUGCCGCCGGCUUCUUCCACACCGGCCAGCAGGACAAGGUGAGGUGCUUCUUCUGUGAUGGAGGACUGCAGAGCUGGGAGCGCGGAGACGACCCCUGGACUGAGCAUGCCAAGUGGUUCCCCAGAUGCCGGUUCCUGCUCUGGUCCAAGGGGAGGGGCUUCAUCCACAGCGUCCAGGAGGCCUGUGCCCCUGUGCUCAGCUCCUGGGACCGAUGGGAAGAUCCAGAAGCUACGGCCCCUGUAGCACCCUCAGGUCCUGUCCAAAGAGACCCCGAGCUUCUCGUGCCCAGAGGACAGAUCCAGCCUGAAUGUGUUAGAGAACCUGCUGAAACCAGGGAGCCAGGAGUCCGGGAUGCGGAAGAGCAGCUGCGGCGACUGCAGGAAGAGAGGCUGUGCAAGGUGUGCCUGGACCGCGCUGUGUCUGUUGUUUUCGUUCCUUGUGGCCACCUGGCCUGUGCUGACUGUGCCCCCAGCCUGCAGCAGUGCCCCCUCUGCAGGGCCCCCGUCAGCAGCUGUGUGCGCACCUUCCUGUCCUAG